UUCCGAGGUGCUACUCUAAACAUUUGUUUUCUGGCACAAAAGUAGAAUUGCACACGUUUGUUGACGCAAGCGAAUAUGCUUACGCUGCAGUCUGUUACCUGAGGGUCCUUCGAGGAGAUCUCGUCGAUUUGUCGUUGGUGGCCGCGAAAAGCAAAGUCGCUCCACUUAAACCGGUUUCUAUUCCGCGCAUGGAAUUGCAAGCUGCUGUGAUGGGCUUGCGUUUAGCUCAGAGAAUUAUAAACGUUCGUAGACUAAAAAUACAAAACGUGACAUAUUGGUCAGAUUCGAGAACCGUUUUGCAGUGGUUGAAGAUAGAUCCGCGCAAUUUUCAGCAAUUCGUCAUGCAUCGUGUCGGAGAGAUCCUUGAGAACUCAGACAGCAAACAAUGGCGAUGGGUCCCGACAAAAUUAAACGUGGCGGACGCAGCAACCAAGGUGAACAGUUCGGUGGAAAUCAAUGAGUGGCUGCACGGUCCCGAUUUCCUGUUUAUGAAAAGCUCCGACUGGCCCGUGUUCGAGUGCAAAGCUGAUGACGUUGAUACGACCGAGUUGCGCAAACAUAUAUACGUGAUGAGGAAAACUCCAGCCAUCACCCUCAACGUGGAAUACUUUUCCGAUUGGCGUCGCCUGUACAGAGCGGUCGCGACAUUUGUUUUAUACAUAGCUAAGCUAAAGGCUAGAGUACACGGCUACAGCAAGCCGAACAAGAUUACACCCGAGAUGAUCCGCGCAGCAGAGAAUAUUCUCAUCAAGCAGGCGCAGUUUGAAACAUAUUCUUCCGAGGUCAAUUCGUUACACGCUGGGCAAUCACUGGGUAAACAAAGCAGAUUAUCUGGGCUAAAUGCUUACCUAGAUGAUCAUGGAAUUUUGCGCAUCCAAGGAAGAGCCAGUUCUAUCGACUGCCACAUGGACGCCAUUGUAAUGCCGCGAGAGAACCAUACGACGUUUCUCAUCGUAAGGGCCCAUCACGAAAACUUUCACCAUAUGGCUCACGAGACCGUCAUAAACAACGUGAGAAGUUCCUACUACAUACCACGUCUUCGGGUAUUGUACAAAGCGGUGCGACACUCCUGUCAGAAGUGCAAAAUUCACUCAGCGGUACCUACACCUCCACAGAUGGCACCGAUACCUGCUGCAAGACUGGCCAGCUUCGCCAAGCCGUUCACUUAUACCGGCGUAGACUAUUUCGGCCCGAUAUUUGUGAAUGUUGGCAGACACAAAGAGAAGAGAUGGGUCGUGCUUUUCACGUGCUUGACUCUCCGUGCAGUACAUUUUGAGAUAGCCUACAGCCUGGACACUAGUUCUUGCAUCAUGUGCCUACGUAAUUUUAUGGCAAGACGAGGCACUCCGAGGGAAAUUUAUUCCGACAAUGGCACGAAUUUUAAAGCAACAGAAAAGCUAGUUCGUGAAAAGCUCAUCGAAAUCGACUUCGACAAAAUUUCCGUUAAAUACGACCGUAUAAUAUGGCGCUUUAAUCCACCUAGUGCCCCACACAUGGGAGGAGUGUGGGAGCGUCUCGUCCGGUCAGCGAAAACCACAUUACGAAGCAUCUGUCCCUCAUAUUCAUUCAACGAUGAAGGUCUACGUUGCGCAUUGAUGGAAGCCGAAUUCAUCAUAAAUUCACGCCCACUUACCUUUGUGAGCCUCGAAUCGAUUGACGACACUGCAUUAACCCCCAACCAUUUACUACUCGGCUCGGCGGAUGGGUAUAAGCCUGCUUGCAGUAACGACAUGGACGUCAGGCAGCGUUGGCGUCGAGUGCAACUAUUCGGAGAUUCCUUUUGGCAGCGUUGGGUAAAGGAAUAUACGCCAGUGCUCACGAAACGAAAUAAAUGGUUCCAGAAAUCAACACCUCUGGCUGUUGACGAUAUUGUAAUCGUCGUAGAUGAAAACCUGCCACGAAAUCUGUGGCCCAAAGGUCGAGUAAUCAGCACAGUGAUAGCGAAGGAUGGUCAAGUUAGACGAGUAACCAUAAAGACAAAUCUAGGAGUAAUGGAGAGACCGGCGACGAAGGUAGCUAAGCUGGAUGUCGGCUCAGAAGAUGGUAAAUAACCCGGUGGUCAUUUACGAAGGGGGGGAUGUUGCCGUCGAAACCAGCCCUAAUGCUUCAAUCAUAAAUGCGACCU
Molecule: messenger RNA, 2125 nt
Organism: Rhagoletis pomonella (apple maggot)
Lineage: Eukaryota; Metazoa; Arthropoda; Insecta; Diptera; Tephritidae
Biological process (GO): DNA integration
Molecular function (GO): nucleic acid binding
Source: RefSeq, a predicted model, not a curated record